CAGGAAACGCGUCUCAGAUGUGACCCGUUUGUUGUUGGACUCUGUAAGAUGGGCUGGUAGCUGAAAGGAAGAGUCAUGUUUAAUUUAAAGUCGCUGCGGAGAAACAAAACAGUGAAAUAUGGGGUCCCCAUGCUUUUGCUGGUAGUUGGUGGUUCCUUUGGCCUGCGGGAGUUUACACAAAUCCGGUAUGAUGCCCAGAAGAUCAGAAAAAGGUUGGAUCCUUCACUGGAGGCUAAAGUGAAUGUCCAGAAGCAGUCGGUCAUACUAGAAGAGGAGUACGAGAAGAUAAAGGAGAUGAAUUUGGAUGAGUGGAAGAACAUCCGUGGCCCUCGUCCCUGGGAGGACUCCAGGGAGUACCAGGAGCAGCAGCGCAGGAAGCUGAGCAAUAAAGACUGAGACUUGAGGACAUCAGGCUGAGCAGACUGCAGACAGAACAGACACACACACACACACACACACACACACACACACACACACACACACACACACACACACACACACACACAGCACAAGAAUGGACUGUGGAGAGACCUGAGAUUCAAUUAUCCCAGUCUCUGCAGCUUCAGGGCCUGGACUCUUUGGUCUUUGCUUGUGCUGGAAUUCAGACUUGGGAGAUAUACAUUAAUAGAUGGUGAUGUUUUCUUCUGGUUGUAACACAUUCACAGCUACUAGUAAGAAUCAAACUGAUGUAGGCUGAUUUUGACCUUUCACAGAUACAUUCAUAUGAUGUCCAACAUUAUUAGUAGUAUUUUUAAUUUACACACAUAAUGCAUUUGUAAUAUGUGUGCUCACUUCAUUGUUUUCAGCACUGUCUGGAGCACGUGUACCAGAGAACACUCCUGAACAGACAGUGGUGCAGAAUCAAGCGGUGUCUCAUAGUCAGAAUGCCUUGCUGGAAAGUUGAUAAACUGACUUUAUUAUGUUUCUAUUCCCUAAACAUCCGUAUGGUGAUUGGCUCAAGCUUUCCGAUACUGAUCGGGCUCCACUUGUAGUGGUAAAAAAAAUUCUGCCAUAGCAGCAAAGCAGGUGUUAUAAUUAAAGAAGAUGAUACUUAUAAUUUCAUACACAAAUAUGUAAAUCAGGUUUCUGUCAAGAGGUUAUUCUCAGCCAGCAGGUGGCCCAUCUGUGUCCUGCUGCAUCCUCUGCAAGGAAGGAAUUAUAUAUCCUUGUGUGAUUUCCAUGACUCAAUAAAUUAUUAUUGUUUAUCCACA
Molecule: messenger RNA, 1211 nt
Organism: Archocentrus centrarchus (flier cichlid)
Lineage: Eukaryota; Metazoa; Chordata; Actinopteri; Cichliformes; Cichlidae
Gene: cox16
Product: cytochrome c oxidase assembly factor COX16
Exons: 4
Coding region: 76-396 (106 amino acids)
Biological process (GO): mitochondrial respiratory chain complex IV assembly
Cellular component (GO): mitochondrial inner membrane
Source: RefSeq, a predicted model, not a curated record